Messenger RNA from Lentinula edodes (shiitake mushroom), 663 nucleotides. RefSeq lists its product as uncharacterized. Lineage: Eukaryota; Fungi; Basidiomycota; Agaricomycetes; Agaricales; Omphalotaceae. The record is from RefSeq and is a predicted model, not a curated record. Bases 1 to 663 code for a protein of 220 amino acids. The transcript has 2 exons.
AUGGAAUUUGCCCGAGGAGAAAGUCGAGGUUCCUAUAUCUGGGGACGAUCUGUUCACAAUGUGCGUAUUGAACGCCUUUGGGUUGAUGUUAGCCAUUACAUCUCCCAAUCAUGGAAUGACCUCUUUACCAUCCUUGAAAUGAGGUAUGGACUCGAUAUAACCAAUGCAAAUCACAUAUGGCUUCUGCAACACCUUUUUCUGCCAACAAUCAAUGAACAGCUGGCCUUUUGGGCUGAAUCAUGGAAUCACCACCGCAUUUCACAGCGCAAUGGUCCUGCUCGGUCACCUGAAGAUAUGUUUGGUUUUGAUAUGCUAGUUCAUGGCAUACGAGGGGAUAGUUUGGAUCAGUUUGCGAUGUCAGAUGAAGAAUUGGAAGUUUUUGGCGUAGACUGGGAGGGGCUACAAGAUGAAGUAUUACUGAGGGCUCUACGAAAAAACUACAGUGGGGAAGGAUCUGGUUCAUGGCUUGGCCACAGGGGACCGCCUCCUGACCUUAAUGAGGUUGUUGUUAAUUCACCCGCUGGUUCAUUAUCUCAUGGGCAGGUGGUAUCAUUGGAUGAACAAGUCCUCCAUUAUAAUCGUGAGCCUCAGGAAGAGCAUGUUGCUCGUCUAUGGGUAGAUGCCCUUGCUGUUGCAAGGGUUAUGCAGCCAAACCUCUUUUAG